Messenger RNA from Malassezia pachydermatis, 621 nucleotides. Its product is annotated as anti-silencing protein 1. Lineage: Eukaryota; Fungi; Basidiomycota; Malasseziomycetes; Malasseziales; Malasseziaceae. Gene Ontology annotation, molecular function: histone binding. Gene Ontology annotation, cellular component: nucleus. The transcript is spliced from 5 exons. The record is from RefSeq and is a predicted model, not a curated record. The coding region runs from base 1 to 621 and encodes 206 amino acids. Gene Ontology annotation, biological process: DNA replication-dependent chromatin assembly.
AUGUCGAUUGUGCACCUGCAAAACGUGGAGAUCAUUAACAGUCAGGCGCGCUUCUCUGACCCCUACAUUUUCAAGGUCACAUUUGAAUGCAUUUCUCCGCUAGAGGAUGACAUCGAAUGGAAGCUGAUUUACGUCGGCUCAGCGGAGUCCGAGGAGUACGACCAGGAGCUCGACAGCUGCAUGGUCGGCCCAGUCCCAGUUGGCGUCAAUUCGUUUGAGUUUGAAGCAGAGGCACCGUCGCCCGAAAAGAUUCCAGCUUCCGACUUGCUGGGCGUGACUGUGAUUUUACUUACCGCCUCGUACAAGGAUGCUGAAUUUAUCCGUGUCGGAUACUAUGUGAACAAUAUGUAUGAGUCGGAAGAGAUGCGCGAGAAUCCACCAGAGACUGUACAGCUUGACAAGGUCGUGCGCGAAGUCCUUGCUAGCAAACCUCGUGUUACUCGGUUCAAUAUUAAUUGGGACAACCCAGGUGAAAUGAUCAAGCCGCCGGAGGAAAGUCACACCUCUGUGAAUGAAGGGGCGAUUGCCGAUGAAGUGGAUACGAAACCCAACCCUGUAUUCCGCCCGGCACCUGGUUCUAGUACGGCUGGCAGUAGCGCAUUUGUGCCGCUCGAGUCAUGA